Molecule: messenger RNA, 1020 nt
Organism: Drosophila guanche
Lineage: Eukaryota; Metazoa; Arthropoda; Insecta; Diptera; Drosophilidae
Product: protein FAM8A1
Exons: 2
Coding region: 23-985 (320 amino acids)
Source: RefSeq, a predicted model, not a curated record
CGAAAACACGUCAACCCCGAGAAUGAGCGAGCAAAUCGAGGAGAAGCUGCAAAAGCUUCUUACCGAUCCAGCCAUCAGCCAGGACCUGACAACGAAAGAAGCCUACUUCGCAAGUCUAUCUGAAUGGGCAAAACAAUCUUCUAUAUCCCAAAAUGCAAUGGCAAUGUUUCCAUAUUACCUGCUCGCCAACUACCCGCAGCUGUUUCAACCGAAUCCCCUCCUGCCGAUCUCUCCUCUAAGGGCACAGGAAACUGGAAGCGCGGCUACUCCUGCUGCAGCUCCACCCGCCUUCAACCGCUUCCGGGUGCUGGACGAACUCCAGCAGCAGGAGACCAUACAGCGUGUGGGAGGCUAUGAGUAUGUUGUGGCGCCGUUUUGGAAGCGAGCCGUCGCGGAGGCAAUCGACAUGUUCAUCCUGUUCAUACUGAAAAUUAUUGUGACCUUUGGCAUAGUGAAUCUCUUUGAUAUCGAUUUUGACAAGGACGUUAUGCGGAGAACGCUGGAAGAUGAGGAUCUCUUUGUGAACUUCUUCGACAUCUCCAUGGACUUUAUAAAUAUGUCGUCCGAUCUGCUUAUGAUAGAGAUGCUAACCAAGAUGAUAGUGUGCUGCUAUGAAGCUGUUUGGACGGUCUGGUACAACGGAGCUACGCCUGGGAAGUCGCUGAUGAAGAUACGCAUACACUAUGUGGAGGCAGUGCUUCCUCUGCAGGCACCCGUCGUGCCACAAUUUGUUUUCCAGCCGCAGCGGGAACCACUGAGAGCCCUGCUCUAUCCCGCUGAGACCCCAAAAUUGCUGAGGGCAUUCGCGCGGGCCCUCGCGAAGAACCUUGUUAUGACGCUGCUGUUUCCCAUUUGCGUCGUUAUGAUAUUCUUCAAGAACAACCGAACCGCCUACGACAUAAUGACAAAGACGAUAGUCGUCGAGUCCAACUCCAAUGCCAUAUACCGCACCGAUGUGCCGCAGCAGCAACAACGUAAUCGCUAACAAUCAAUCGGAAGUUAUAGGAACCCCCCCCCCCC